AUGGCAAUGUACUAUCAACAUUGUUAUGAUCCUCAAAUGAAUAGAUAUGACCCAUAUUCUAACAAUUACAAUUCACAAUGGGAGGAAUAUUCUAAUACUUUCUAUGGUGGAAAUCAAUAUGUUAAGCCAAAUUACGACUCUCAAUCAGAAUAUAAUGAGUUUGCGCCACAAUAUUCAGAUCCAUCAAAUGGAGAUCUCAUCAAUGCACUGAAUGACAGUAAUAUCCAACUUCAACAGAUGUCAGAGCAGGCUUAUGGGCCUUUCCCUCAACAACCUCCUAUAGGAAUGCCACAAGAUCAGGAACCAUCAAUUUCAGAUAUGCUAAAAACCUUGGUGGCUUCAACUAUGCAGACCCAAGUUAUUCUUCAAAGUACAGAAGCGUCCCUCAAGAAUUUGGAGAGUACUAUGGGACAAAUUGCUACAUCAUUGAAUAAUCUUGAGGUUGAGAGUAUUGGAGAAUUACCCACAAAAUUAGAGAGUAAUCCAAUAGAGAAUGAUGGUACCUUAACUCUUAAAAGUGGUCCACAACUUGACACACCACCUCAUCCAGACAUAACAUUUAAUCUAAUUCCAACUCAAGAAGUCAACAAUUCAACCCAAGAAGCAUCUUCUCCACCGGAGAUCGAAACUUUCACAUCAGUUGGUCCAUCAUCACAGAACAUGCUACACAAACCAACUGUUAGAUUGUAUGUCCCUAUUCCUCCUUUUCCGAGCAGAAUGACAAAAUUUAAGAAUGAGGAGGAAAAUAAGGUGAUCCUUAAAAUCAAUAUUUCGCUUCUUAAAACUAUUAAGCAAGUGCCACCAUAUGCUAAGCUUCCUAAGGAGCUGUCCUCAAAUAAAAGUGUGAGGGAGAAUGUUUCUAUUAUUCUGCAAAGGAAGUUGCCACCCAAGUGUCAAGACCUUGGGAUGUUUAUAAAUCCAUACACUAUCAGGUUAUUAAAAGAAACUAGUGGUAUUAUUCAAUUGGCUAAUCACACUAAUGCUUAUCCCCUAAGGGUAGUUGAAGAUGCUUUGGUGCAGGUUCAAUUUGGUAGGCCAUUCUUACUGAUUACAAGUACAAAGAUGGAUGUCAAAGUAUGGGUACUUACAAUAGAAUUUGAAGGUGAAUUUAUACAAUUUGAUAUGUUGAAUUCUAUUGAUAAGUUCAAGAGAAAGAAAGUUCUGUUAAAUGACCCACCAUAA
Humulus lupulus (European hop) is the source of this 1182-nucleotide messenger RNA. RefSeq lists its product as uncharacterized. The record is from RefSeq and is a predicted model, not a curated record. Lineage: Eukaryota; Viridiplantae; Streptophyta; Magnoliopsida; Rosales; Cannabaceae. Bases 1 to 1182 code for a protein of 393 amino acids. The transcript has 2 exons.